AUGUCAGGAUUAUUUAAAAAUUAUUCUAAGUUUGUGAGUGCCUCUGUAUUUGCAAGUGCAAACAAACUAAUAAUAAACCCAGGAAGAUGGAGUUUUAAUUCUGCAAACUUGUUUUACAAUCCUUCUUAUCGUUAUAGUGGAUUACCAUAAGGUAUUAGAGAAGAUUAAUGAAAUUAGGACAUGAAUUGACUGCAUUUUCUUUAGCUCAAAUAGCAAGUGCAUUGACACAUGAAGCUUAACAAUUUAAUACAGUAGAUGCUUUGAAAGAUGAAGCAUAAUUGAAUUAUCAAUUUUCAGCUUAAUGUGCUUUGGAGGCAAUAUCAUUCAUAAAAAAUAACAAUUGGUAAUAGGAAGUGGAGACAAGUGCUCAAUUGUUGUAUGUGAUUAGAAAUAAUGCUUUAUUAAAAGAUGUGAAUACAGAGAUUUUAUUGUAAAACUUAAAAUAAAAUGCUAAAUAUUUAUCAACAUAAAACAUAGUGGAUGUAGUAGUGAGUUUAUAAGAUAAUAAAGAUACAGAGUUUUGGUCUUAAUUUUUCAGUGGUAUAAAAAAUAAAGAAUUUUCUUGGGAAUUAUAGACAAUUGAUUAUCAUGGUUGGGAUACAGUACAAUUUGAUUAUUUGAAUUAAGUGAAAUAGUCAUUCAAAUUAAGUAACACAUGGGCAAUGUUAACUGCUUAAGAUUCUUAAAUAAAGAGAUUUAUUUUUGAAGGAGUACUCUUUGGAUAUACAAAUUUAUGGCUUCCACUUCUUUAUAGAGAAAAGAGAAUCAAAUAUGUAUUUGAUGAUAGAUCUAUAGACAGAAGUGCAUUUAAGAAUGCCUUGAAGAAGAUUAAUGAAGUCCAUAAUGUACAAGAUAUCCUUGGAAGAGCUUGAUACAAAAUAAAU
This is a messenger RNA of Paramecium sonneborni, 884 nucleotides long. Lineage: Eukaryota; Ciliophora; Oligohymenophorea; Peniculida; Parameciidae. The record is from the annotation of a GenBank genome assembly.